Messenger RNA from Trematomus bernacchii (emerald rockcod), 1622 nucleotides. RefSeq names its product equilibrative nucleoside transporter 2-like. The transcript is spliced from 13 exons. Gene Ontology annotation, cellular component: plasma membrane; basolateral plasma membrane. Gene Ontology annotation, molecular function: nucleoside transmembrane transporter activity. Bases 126 to 1460 code for a protein of 444 amino acids. Gene Ontology annotation, biological process: hypoxanthine transport; uridine transmembrane transport; thymine transport. The record is from RefSeq and is a predicted model, not a curated record. NCBI's taxonomy places the organism in Eukaryota, Metazoa, Chordata, Actinopteri, Perciformes, Nototheniidae.
AUCCAGUUCUUAUUAUACAUCCAUAUGCCACCCACCACCUGGGAGACCCAAAGAGACACGAGGACCCGGUCCAGACCCUCAGGCUUCUCUCGACUUUAGUGCAGGAAGGUGACAGAAGCAACAGGAUGACGAUGAGUCCCCCCGCAGAUCGCGGCCAGGCUGUAGGCCUCAUCAUCUUCGUGCUCGGUUUGGGAACUCUGCUGCCGUGGAACUUCUUCCUGACGGCCUCAGAGUACUUCAACCAGCGCCUCGAAUCAACCAUCACCUCCAAUGGCACCUCAGGCGUCGCUGCUAAAGACUACAACUACGACAGCUGGAUGGCCUUGCUCUCCCAGCUGCCCCUGCUGCUCUUCACGCUGCUCAACUCCUUCCUGCAUCACUGGGUGAAACCUCGUCUCCGUGUCGCCUUCAGUUUCGUCGUCAUCUUCCUCCUCUUCUCCCUCAACGCCGCUCUGGUUCGAGUCCCGAUGCAGCCGGACACCUUCUUCUCCGUCACCAUGGCCACCAUCUGGUUCAUCAACAUGGCCAGUGCGGUGCUGCAGGGCUCUCUGUUCGGGGUGGUGGGUCAGUUCCCCCCUCGGUACAGCACUCUGUUUAUGAGCGGUCAGGGUCUGGCCGGACUCUUCGCUGCACUCGCCAUGCUCUUCUCCAUCUUAAAUACGAGCUCUGAAGCUAACGCAGACAGGAGCUCGGCAGCUUUGGGAUAUUUCAUCACUCCCUGUGUGGCGACUCUGGGGACUCUGCUGUGUUUCCUGCUGCUGCCACACCUGGAAUUUGCUCGUUUUUACCUGAACAAACAUCAGUCGGAGAACGUGGAGACGACACAGGAGCUGUACAGCCCCACAGACAAGAAAGUGUUAGAAAACGGCUCCAAACACCAGGAGGCCAACGGGAAGCUCUUCAAAGAGCCGGAGGAGGUUCAGGAGCCUUCGUCCGUCCUGCAAGUCUUCAAAAAGAUCUGGCUGAUGGCUAUGUGUGUGACGUGUGUGUUUGCCGUCACACUCUCAGUGUUUCCUGUCAUCACACUCCGAGUUAGGACCGUCUACCAAGGCAACCCGGUCUGGGAAAAUGUGUUCACCUGCGUCUGCUGCUUCAUCGUGUUCAACGCCUUUGACCUGGCCGGCCGCGGCGCCCCGUCUCUCGUCCAAUGGCCCUCGAAGGAGAGUCCUCUGUUUCCCGUCUCCGUGUUCUCCCGCCUGGUGUUCAUCCCGCUGCUCAUGAUGUGUAACGUGGAGAACUCGAACCUCACCAUCCUCUUCAGCCAUGACUGUGCCUUCGUCACCAUCAUGGCGCUCUUCUCCUUCACCAACGGAUACCUGGCCACCCUCUGCAUGUCCUACGCCCCACAGUUGGUGCGCUCUAAAGACUGCGAGACGGCCGGCUCUCUGAUGUCCUUCUUCCUGGUUCUGGGUCUGGCUCUGGGAGCGUCUCUCUCCUUCCUGCUGGUGAAACUGGUUUAACCACCUGAGAGAUCAACAAGAACAAAAGUCAAGAGCAGUCUUCCGUACGUACCAUUCUCUGAGUUGACCUUUGAAGCUAUUGAGAGUGGGACAAUCCCGUAUCUCAGUUGGGAGGCUAUUCCACAAAGAGCUGCCUUUAAUGGAGAGGACAUUUUGACCAAA